Messenger RNA from Serendipita indica DSM 11827, 1152 nucleotides. NCBI's taxonomy places the organism in Eukaryota, Fungi, Basidiomycota, Agaricomycetes, Sebacinales, Serendipitaceae. The record is from the annotation of a GenBank genome assembly.
AUGGCUCGUCUGCUCGCUUUUGCUGCCCUGUUGGCAGCUGCCGUGAUCCAGGUCCAGGCCGGAGCUACUUGGCCCUUUGUCCUUCCUCUGCCCCCUGCUGCUCCGAGUUUGGAUUUUGUCAAGCCUAUGGCCCAUAUUGUCUUGGUGGAUGCAAUCCCUUGUCAAGUCACACCCUCGACAGCUGCAGACCUAUGCCAAUCUGCCACUUAUACCUUUGCUCCGGGCAAUCCUACGCUCGUCAAUGCUACCACUUAUGAUGGCAACUCAACCGCCUACGACUGGACCAUCGAUGCUGGUACUCCACUCAACACCAACAAUAAUGGCGGAGAGCUCGCUUUGAUCUUGACCCAAGAUAGCCGAGCGCCCAAGGGAACUCGCAUCUCGACCACCGAAUAUGUAUUGUAUGGAACUAUUACGGCUACCAUUAAGACUAGCAAGUGGAAUGGAGUCGUCGGCGCGUUCAUCACAAUGUCGAAUAUCAAGGUGCGCUUCAUAGUGACAGGUCAAGCCCGUACUAAAUACUUCGGCAAAGAAAUUGAUUGGGAAUGGCCCGGAAACCAUCCUCUGGAAGCUCAAAGCAACUUCUUCUUCCAGGGUCACGUCGACUACACCGCGGGUCAUGGAGCGACACAUACGCUCUCGUCAGACUCUUACGAAAACUACCACGACUACACGAUCAAUUGGCAACCAGACCAACUGCAGUUCUCCAUCGACGGAAACGUUGUUCGCACUGUUCGCAAGGAGGAAACGCUCGUCGACGGAGUGUAUCAGUACCCUACUUCGCCUGCUCGCGUUCAAUUGAGCAUCUGGCCUGGAGGCCUCCCAGACAGUCCUCAGGGUGUCGUGACAUGGUCGGGAGGUUUGAUUCAGUACAAUGAGCCCGAGUACCAGGCUGCCGGCAAUCAAUAUCAAGUUCUCGUUUCAAAGGUCGUCAUCCAAUGCUCGACAUCGUCAGGGCUCGCUGUCGGACCUGACACCGUGUCGUACAUGUAUGGGGCCAACGACACCUCGGGCAUUCCAACGGUAUAUGCUUCCAACCGGACAGCUUUGCUCAACGACGGUUCCGCCAGGUACUCUCUGCCCUUCGUGGGCGCGUCUGCCUGGUCCCUGAUCGCGCUUGCUAUUGGUGCGGGAGCAGCAUUGACGUUUUAG